AUGCAGCGCCUGGUGCACUACUUCGCGGUGCUGGGCGCCAGCGAGGACGAGCUCGGCCGCGCGCUGCAGCUCGCCGCGGAGGCGCCAGGCCCGGUCCGCACCGCGCUGCGGGUGACCGCGCUGGAGCGGUACCCGCCGCAGGACCACGGGGGCGUGCCGCUGAGCCAGCAGCUGGCCGCGCUGCCCGAGUUCUGCUUCCCCGGCGGCGCCCUCCUCACCUCGGAUUAA
This is a messenger RNA of Prorocentrum cordatum, 228 nucleotides long. NCBI's taxonomy places the organism in Eukaryota, Dinophyceae, Prorocentrales, Prorocentraceae. The record is from the annotation of a GenBank genome assembly.